This is a messenger RNA of Colossoma macropomum (tambaqui), 1926 nucleotides long. RefSeq names its product adhesion G protein-coupled receptor E3-like. Lineage: Eukaryota; Metazoa; Chordata; Actinopteri; Characiformes; Serrasalmidae. The transcript has 16 exons. Gene Ontology annotation, cellular component: membrane. Gene Ontology annotation, molecular function: G protein-coupled receptor activity. Bases 64 to 1890 code for a protein of 608 amino acids. The record is from RefSeq and is a predicted model, not a curated record. Gene Ontology annotation, biological process: adenylate cyclase-activating G protein-coupled receptor signaling pathway; cell surface receptor signaling pathway.
GAAAGUCCUGUGCAGAUGUGUUUCAGGCCGAACAUUGAUUGUAAUCUAGUUUGAGCCGUCAGGAUGAGAAACGUCUCAGUGAUCCUCCUCUUCUGUUUCACAGCUAACAUCACUGAGACCACUUCUGCUGUGACAACAGAAGAAUCACCAUCUACAUGUUCAGAGAUCACUGAGACCACCUCUGUUGUGGAAACAGAAACAUCAUCUACAUCUUCAGAGAUCUUUGAGACCACCUUUGCUGUGACAACAGAAAUGUCAUCAUCUACCAUUCCAGGUCUGAAUAUCAGAAUUCUUGAAGAUUGCAAGGCUAAUGCCAGCCAAGAGUGUACAAAGAACAUCUUGAGUCAGAUUGACAACAUCACUACUGAAGUGUUACCAAAAAAAGAUGUGGAGAAAGCAUUGGAGUUCCUUACCACUCAACAACACCGUCAGCCAACUAACCAAGAUGAACUAGUACCCUCUUUCAAUAAUGUACUGAGAGCCACUGACAAACUGAUGACUACUUUGGUGAAGAAAGUAGAGACCAACUCUUCUAUUAGCAUCUCCCUUAAAACUAUAGAGGCUCGUGUUAUUGAAGUUGGACCAAGGUGUUCCUUGACAAAAAUCCCUCACCUUGACACACCAGAUGCUAAAAUGGACAUUGAUCUCAUUGAGAUUUCUAAAAACAAGAAGAAUAAAGGGCACGCUGCUGUAGCGUUCAUGAGCUACACCAACAUGUCGAAUUCCAGACUGUUCAGUACAACUAUCAACACAAAAAAACUUAUGUCCACUGUGGUUUCAGCCACGCUCCCCAGAACCGAAAACACAAGCCUCACCAAACCAGUCAAGUUCACCCUGAGGCACACUGCAGAGAUGGAUACCAAUGAUAUGCUCUCUUGUGUAUAUUGGAAAGAAACUGACUGGGUCACGGAUGGCUGUACACGCAUAGAGACCAACAGCAGUCAUUCUGUCUGCUCCUGUUAUCACCUGUCAACCUUUGCUCUCAUCAUGCAGAUCAAGCCAUCUAAGAAUGACCAUCGUUUGGAUGAGUUCAGCAUGGUGGCUGAGUCACUGGGGCUGAUGUUCUUGGUGUUGACUCUCUUGACCUUUGCCCUCUGUCGAAGGAACCAGAGAGUGAUCAACACAGCCCGGAUCCAUCUGUGUGUAAGCCUGUUGUUGGCCCACUUCCUCUUCCUGCUUACACAAAUAUUACUGAAGAGCAAAUCUUUACAGCCUCUCAAGUUGGCGUGUGCAGUGAUGGCAGGUGUUCUACACUUCCUCUUCCUCUCUGCUUUUGUGUGGAUGUUCAUUGAGGCACUGAUGCUCUUCAUUGCUGUAAAGAAUCUGUCACGUCCCAAAUCAAAGCAGAAGGAGUUGCUUAAAUGGAAGCUUUUAACUGUGGUUGGGUACAUGGUCGCUCUGUUUGUGGUGGGCGUGUCUGCUGGAGUGGUACCUGAUGGAUACGGCAGUGAAGAAUGCUGGCUUAAGAGUGACAAAAACGUCAUCUGGAGCUUUCUGGGUCCUGUUUCUUUCAUCCUUGCAUGCAACAUAAUCCUCUUCAGUUUGAUUGCUAUCAGUCUGGGAUAUUCUCUGGUUCACCUGAACAGUAAAGUUUCACAGAUAAAACAAACCAGGACUGUUUUCUUUAAAACCAUGGCCCAGUUUGUCAUCGUUGGCUGCCCCUGGAUUCUGGGUUUCUUCACCACCAACAGUAAGGCUCUGGAGAUAGUCUUCGUGAUCCUCCUCUCUCAGCAAGGCACCUUCAUCUUCAUCGUCCACUGUGUCCUCAGUAAAGAGGUAAGGCAAGAGUACAGGAAGCUGCUGAGUGGUUUUCAGGCCAAUUUCUCUCCAACCACCAUCACUGAAGCCCACACCACACAAGGAGGAAGUACAGAUCUACACACCAGUUGAAUUCAAAGCUAUGAUAAUAAUAAUAAUAAUCCAGCA